This is a messenger RNA of Aphidius gifuensis, 868 nucleotides long. RefSeq lists its product as uncharacterized. Bases 77 to 634 code for a protein of 185 amino acids. NCBI's taxonomy places the organism in Eukaryota, Metazoa, Arthropoda, Insecta, Hymenoptera, Braconidae. The record is from RefSeq and is a predicted model, not a curated record. The transcript is spliced from 2 exons.
AAAUAAUUAUAGUAAUUAAUAAUCAAAGAUUUAUUUUAUUUUUUUUUCUCCAGUAAUAAUUUAAAAAAAAAAAAAAAUGACUAAGGAUAAUUUGGAAGAUGUCAGAAUGAGUGUCCUUGAAGAUGUGUCAGCAAGUGUUGAAAAUAAUUAUCCAAAAACUGAGGAAGAAUUAGAACUUGAAGACAGAUUACUCAUAUCGAUGAUUGAAUCCAUUGAUGCUGAUAUAAAUGCUCUUGGUAUAUCACAAAGUAGUGAUGAUGAUCUGAUUGAUUUUGAAGAUGAAGAAGAACUUGAUAAUCUUGAAGAACUGUAUGAAAAACUAUAUCCAAUAUCCAUGGAAAAUAAUAUUUCAAUAAUUAAUUAUAUAGAUAAAAUAAAAAUGGUAGAAAAAAAAUCAUCAAAAUUAAUACGUCGUAAUACCUGGCCAAAUAAUAACACGAAGGAGACCUUGAUAAACCAAAUGAUAAAAAAAGAAAAUAAUAAUAAUUUAACUAAAAAUAAAAAUUAUAAAUCAAUUGAAUCAAUGACAAAUGAAAAUGAUUUAUUUUGUGAUAUUAAUUUAGAGUUUGCAAAAUUAAAAAAUUAUAUUGUUGGACAUGUUGAUAAAAAUCAUUUAAAUAUUCUUCAGGGAUAAAAUAUUUUAUCAAAUUAAUCAAAAAUAUAUCAGCCAAAUUAUCAACAAAAAAAAAUAUAAAAAUAAAAAUUCUUUUUAUCACAAAAAAAGUAAAAUAAAUAUAAAAUUUCUCCCAGAAAUAAUUUUAUUAAAUUGUUUAUUUAAUUAUUUAAAAAAAAAAAAAAUUAAUAAUGACAUUAAAAAUUAAUAAUGUUGUACAUCUGUUGAUGAUAAAAAUUUUUUUCUCAAAAAAAC